Messenger RNA from Erinaceus europaeus (western European hedgehog), 2952 nucleotides. It is a transcript of the gene SRSF11, whose product is annotated as serine and arginine rich splicing factor 11. Bases 228 to 1772 code for a protein of 514 amino acids. Lineage: Eukaryota; Metazoa; Chordata; Mammalia; Eulipotyphla; Erinaceidae. Gene Ontology annotation, molecular function: RNA binding. The transcript has 13 exons. Gene Ontology annotation, biological process: RNA splicing. Gene Ontology annotation, cellular component: nucleoplasm. The record is from RefSeq and is a predicted model, not a curated record.
GCAUUGUGGGGCAUUGGCGGCCCGCGAGCUUGGUGGUUGGCGGUCUGGCGGCGGCGCCGUUUGUCUGCUGAGGCCCCGGGACUCGCGCGCUGCCCCGGCCCCCCGAGCGGCGAGCAGCGGGCGGCGAGGCGGCGGGGCCUGUGCGCGCGUCCUCCGGGGCCCCCUUCCCCCUCUCACUGUCUGUGUGUUUGAUGUGUUAAAGCAGGAGCGAGCGGCCGAGCGGCGCCAUGAGCAACGCCACCGUCGUCCCGGGCGCGGCGGGUCCGGGGCCCAGCGGAGGGCCGGGCGGCGGCGGCGGAGGCCCGGGCGGCGGCACCGAGGUGAUCCAGGUGACCAACGUAUCCCCGAGUGCCAGCUCCGAGCAGAUGCGGACCCUCUUCGGCUUCCUGGGCAAGAUCGACGAGCUGCGCCUCUUCCCGCCGGAUGAUUCGCCUUUGCCAGUCUCAUCCCGUGUCUGCUUUGUUAAGUUCCAUGAUCCGGACUCAGCAGUUGUGGCACAGCACCUGACAAAUACUGUGUUCGUUGACAGAGCUUUGAUAGUCGUACCCUAUGCAGAAGGAGUUAUUCCUGACGAGACUAAGGCUUUGUCUCUGUUGGCACCAGCUAAUGCAGUGGCAGGUCUUCUGCCUGGUGGUGGACUCCUGCCUACCCCUAACCCGCUUACCCAGAUUGGCGCUGUUCCAUUGGCUGCUUUGGGAGCUCCUACUCUUGAUCCUGCCCUUGCUGCACUGGGGCUUCCUGGAGCAAACUUGAACUCUCAGUCUCUUGCUGCAGACCAGUUGCUGAAACUUAUGAGUACUGUUGAUCCCAAGUUGAAUCAUGUAGCUGCUGGCCUGGUUUCACCAAGUCUGAAGUCAGAUACCUCUAGUAAAGAGAUAGAGGAGGCCAUGAAGAGAGUGCGAGAAGCCCAAUCCCUGAUUUCUGCUGCUAUAGAGCCAGAUAAGAAAGAGGAGAAGCAGCGGAGGCAUUCAAGGUCACGGUCGCGCUCCAGGAGGAGGAGGACACCCUCGUCUUCUAGGCACAGGGAGAGUAAAAGAGAUCCCAGCACCGAGGCUUGCUUCAAUGCCAUGGAGGCCCGGACUGAACCUGGGUCACACACAUGGCAAAGCAGCACACUAUCCAAGCGGUCAUCAAGAAGCAGGUCAAGAAGGAGAUCACAUUCUAAGUCCAGGAGUAGGCGACGAUCCAAAAGUCCAAGACGGAGAAGAUCUCAUUCCAGAGAAAGAGGUCGAAGGUCAAGGAGCACAUCCAAAACCAGAGAAAAAAAGAAAGAAGACAAGGAAAAAAAGCGUUCCAAAACACCACCCAAAAGUUACAGCACAGCCAGACGCUCCCGAAGCCCGAGUAGAGAGAGACGAAGGAGACGGAGCAGGAGUGGCUCGAGAUCUCCUAAAAAGCCCAGGUCCCCUAAGAGGAAGCUGUCCCGCUCCCCUUCCCCCAGGAGACAUAAAAAGGAGAAGAAGAAAGAUAAAGAAAGAAGCAGAGACGAAAGAGAAGGAUCUACAAGCAAAAAGAAGAAGAGUAAAGACAAGGAAAAGGAUCGGGAGAGGAGAUCAGAGAGCGACAAGGAUGUGAAAGUCACACGAGAUUACGACGAAGAAGAACAAGGCUAUGACAGCGAGAAAGAAAGAAAAGAGGAGAAGAAAACAACAGAACCAGGUUCCCCUAAAGCAAAAGAAUGUUCUGUGGAAAAGGGAGCUGGUGAUUCACUCCGAGAAUCCAAAGUAAACGGCGACGACCACCAUGAGGAGGACAUGGAUAUGAGUGACUGAGUGUUGCCCCGUGGAGUCCGGCUGGACACGUGCAUCAGUGUCAUUCCUCUGUGUGAAUUCUUCAUGCUGUAUUUGUUCAUCUCAGACCUAGACGUGCACAGCUCUGAGUUACAGGUGGUUGUGAAGCUCCUGGUAACGGUAUUAGUUAUUUCCAUCAAAAAGCUUUUCGAAAAUUUUCCGUGGGUGACCAGUUCUUGACAUGGUGAGAUGUGAUUUGAGUGCCAGCAGGUUGGCUGUCCUGGAACUGCUUCAAAGAAACAGACGCGGAAAGCUGCAUGCACCGACAGCAGGCAUGGACUGUUUUAUGUUGUGUGGCCGCCUCUCAAGUUCACUUAGAGUAUUUCUAGAAAUUGAUUCAUUGCCAUAAUAGAGCCAUGUAGGGAAUGCACUGAUUGCAUGUUCAUUGUGGCAGGAAUAUCCUAAUUGUCAUUCAGAUCUCCAACAUGAUGAAUCUACUUUUGGACUUGUUUGUCGACAUGAAAAUUUAACACACAUAGUUACAUCUGAAAAAAUGAGCAUUUGAAGUAAUCCUUUAAGCCUUCUGGCUAAAUUUUUGUCUUUUGUGUAACUUUUGAAGGGUUAUAUAUAUGCACUAACCAUUUUGUGAUGGCUAAUUAGACUUUAAUGACAGACAAUGAGAUUUCAAAUUUAAGCUGUCUUUGACAGGAAAUAGCAUAUUUUGAACUAGAGUUGUAUACUUUUUCAUCAAGUAUUUGGGGUUUUUUUUUUCCUGGAUUAAUAAUUUAUUCCACCUCUGUCAUCACUGAAAGCUAGAUCCUUAUCUGAAUCCAUCUGUAGGGAGUUACUCUUGUCCUGAAUUUCACUUUUCCCCUUCUUUAUUAAUUUGAUUCAAGCUCGGUGUUGAAAAAAGGGAUAGUGCAUUUUAAACUGAACUUCAUAUGCUUUUAAAAUAAGGCAAAUCUACUUGAUAAUGUACUUUUUUUAUUUGAUCUCAAGUUGUAAAAGAAGAAUAAAUUUGUGUUACUGUUACUGCAGUAGUAAAUCUUACGCACACAGUGAUUCCAUGUUAAUGCAAAAUAGUUAGGCAACUGUUUUCUUAGUUACAGAAAUUUUAUGCUUUUGUGCAGUAAAAGCAGAAGUAGGCUACAGUCUGUGCCAUGUUGAUGUACAGUUUCUGAAAUUGUUUUACAAGACUUUGAUAAUAAAACCCUUAAACUUC